CAAUUAAAAACAUGGAAACUGUCUCUUUAAAUUUGGGCAAUGGGCUCGAUAGCUUUCCUUCUUCUCAAACAAUCACCAAAAACCCUUUUAUUUCUUCCCAUUGCUCUCGUCGCUCGCUCUCCAAUAACGCAUUGCUAACUUUAGAUCUGUGAUUUCUUUCAAGAUGGAAUACAACAAUGACGACAAUCAGGCUUUAAACCAAAAAUAUGACUGUCUCCUAUUUGAUAUUGAUGACACGCUUUAUCCGCUGAGUUCUGGUUUAUCUUUGGAAGUCACCAAGAAUAUUCGAGAAUAUAUGAUCCAGAAGCUUGGCUUUGAGGAGGAUAAAGUUUCUGAAUUGUGUAUUUCCUUGUAUAAACUCUAUGGGACAACAAUGGCUGGUCUUAGGGCAAUCGGCUAUAACUUCGACUAUGAUGAAUUCCACAGUUUUGUUCAUGGGAGAUUGCCCUACAGUUUGCUAAAACCUGACCCUGUUUUAAGGAAUCUGUUACUUAGUCUGCCUAUUAGGAAAGUUAUUUUCACCAAUGCAGAUAGAAAUCAUGCCAGCAAAGUGCUUAACAGGCUUGGUUUGGAGGAUUGCUUUGAAAGGAUAAUAUGCUUUGAAACUUUGAAUCCCACCGACAAAGGCACUGUUUCUGUAAAUGAGAAUAUGUCUGAAUUAAGAGAAAUAUUUGACAUCAAUGAAUAUUCUUUACGUCCCAAUGCUGAUUUGGAACUUCCUAGGACUCCAGUUAUCUGCAAACCAUUUGAACAAUCAUUUGAACAAGUUUUUGAGAUUGCCAAUAUCAAUCCUCAUAAAACGUUGUUUUUUGAUGACAGCGUUAGAAAUUUACAGACUGGUAAAAAAAUGGGCCUUCACACGGUGUGGGUGGGAACUCCUCAUCGAGCUGAAGGUGUUGAUUUUGCACUAGAGAGCAUCCACAAUAUCAGGGAGGCAUUGCCAGAGCUCUGGGAAGCUGAUGAGAAGUCUGAGAGUGUUGUGUAUUCAGGACAGGUUGCUACCCCUGUGGAGGCUUAGAUUUCACUAUCAAAACAUCAAUGAAGGCUCUGCCUUUAGUCAUUUAGUAAAUGAGGCACUUUUGCCUUCGAUUUGUUGUAGCAGGAGAUCUAAAUGUAAUUUAAUAUGUAACUUUAGUAUUUAUAUCCUGCCCCCUGAAAGAUUUCUGUUUCUCAGUGAAACUUGCAAAAACAGCAUGUUUUAGUAUGUUUUAUAGAAAUAGUGAACUUCAAAAGUGUGCCAAACA
Mangifera indica (mango) is the source of this 1244-nucleotide messenger RNA. RefSeq lists its product as uncharacterized. The transcript has 9 exons. The record is from RefSeq and is a predicted model, not a curated record. Lineage: Eukaryota; Viridiplantae; Streptophyta; Magnoliopsida; Sapindales; Anacardiaceae. Bases 164 to 1018 code for a protein of 284 amino acids.